CUCUUUGACGAGCACCAACGCAACUACCUUCUUUUGGAUCGAGGUCAAGAUUUGUUCUUGCGUUCUUCCUUCAAUCAUUAGGGCACACUCUUUUCUUGCCCUUUCUCUUUACCUCGAGAUCUCUUCCUUGGAGCCAACACCGACCCUUUGCCCUUGCCAGGGACGUCGCCCUUUGUGGUAUUGCUGAACCCUGACGCCAACAGCGAGACGAUUGUCCAACAAUUUCUUCGCAACGCUCUCUCGGCUACCGCCGGACGCCGUCCUGGUCGACGUCGGUCGGGACCCAGGCGGCAGGUCGUCCGGCGUCGUCGGCCUCGAUCGAUGAUGACAACAAUGUUGGAAACGGAAUUCGAAGGCCGCUAUCUUCGAGUGCGCUGACGAGCUAUGAAGCCUUCGAGAGGGAGAUGCGACUUCGCAUGGGCGGCGGGCUUGGCUAUCAAUCCCGGCCGGCUGCCCUGCAGUCGAAGCACGAGGGCAGAAGCUCGGAAGGUGCGGGCUACGGUCGCGAGGACGUGGGGCAGGAUAAAAUAGCGAGGCGAGCACAGACCACGCGUAUUUCAGCUGACGAGCAGUACUGGCAAAGUUUGCGGCAACGAGCCGGCAGGAGCUACGAGGCACGAAGUGGACGGGUACUCCGCCAUUCACAAAGCUAUGGCGCGCCCACUCAUGGCACCCGUACGUGGAUCUCAGACUCCCAUGAAUAUCAUCGGCACGCACCGGACAGGCCAGAAGACAGCGAAACCAACAAGAUCUUGCCAGAAGACCAACUGCAGGCCUCUUCCUCAUCGUCUCCGCUCCGUCGUAAAGACACUGGCAGGGAAGAUUGGCGGCCCACAUCUUGGCACCACCCGCGGUCAGCUCCCAUCUCGCCCACAGUCACGUUUCCUGCCCGCCCACCCUUGUCGCUCACUACCAGAAAUUAUGCCGUAUCGCCAAGCCAGCGUUCAAGCAUUGAGUCGCUCCCCAAGGGCGCUUUUUCGCCAGAGGCCGCCUUGCGUUUUGAAAAGAGACUAGAAGAGCAGCAGCAGCAGCAACUACAACAACAACAGCAACGUCAGCCCUUUUCGUCUUCUUCGCCUACACAGUCUUCACGAUCGCCCUCACAUGUAAGCAGUGACCAUGCACAUGGUGGACAUGAUUAUAGCUACGCUCCACGGCGAGGAGAGGGUGUCGCGAAGCUAAGCUCCCAGACGGUCACGCACCGACGCUCGGCGAGCCGGUCGCUUCAGCUUGAAAAGAUGCAAGAAGAAGGAAGCGGUCUUUCGAAGACGGAAGAUGGAGACCGGUUCUUGUCCGCUCAUUCGUCGCCUGCUUCGAUAGGGCAAGCUUUCCAUACACCCUCGUCGCUCCGUCGGGAAGAAUCGUCCGAGCCGAUGUCGUAUAACGAGAGACAAUCGCCCGGUGAAGAGGAAUUUUCUGGCCUGUCACCUUUGGCGUCGUCUCUUGGUCCGGCCAUAGGUCUCAUGAAAAGGUGGUGGAGGGAGGAAGAAGCUGCAGCUAAGGAAGAUCCACAAAGAGUCAUGCCUCCAACGCAGUCAGCAGAGGGAGCUUACAGGAGCAUCGAAUCGGCGGAGGGCCGACAAGGGAGCGAUCCACCUGCUAUAGUACAGGGACAGAGCAGGCCCGUUUUCGCAUCUGAGAGAACAAGAAACGAGCUCGAACAGAUGCCGACCCCUUCGACCCGCCACUCUUCGCUCCCUAGUCGACCGCAAUUGCCGAUUCGAAAGAGCAGCAGAGGUGAUGGCUCAUCUACCAUUUCUCCCAGAACAAUUGAGCUGCCACUGGCCCACGGAUCCAUUCCUGAGGCAUCUGGCCUCGUGUCAGCGGCGUCCCUCAGCUCCAGCCACCCUUCGACUCGAGGUCACAAUGGCCAGAGAGAGCGGGCGGAGAACGAUGUCGAAGACCAUGAAGUAGCCCCCAUACCCUUGCCCGAGACGCCUCUCAAGAGGCAGCAAUUCUACAGAGGAGACCAUCGACAAGCGAGUGAGCAGGCAGCUUCCGCUCUGUUCGGCUCCGAGCAGGGCCACUAUAGCGAGAGUGGGAGCCCCAGCAGUGGCAGUGAGCUGACGACUGCGGGCAGUCGAACCGGCGUCGGUCUGGGCAUCGACCUUCGCUCCUUUGACGGUAGUGGAGAAGACUUCAGUCAGCUUUUCUUCUUCGAUGGGCGCAAGCCGCGACCGAGAGGGGGAAGCUUCGGUGCGGGGAUAUACCACGCUCAUGGCAACACUAACAGAGCCUCGCUCUCGGCACCACUGAAGAAUAAAAGAGCAAGGGCUGAAACGCCAUCGAGCAAUUUCUCAUCUCCUCCGAAAGGAACAGCAAAGAUACCCUCUAUCCCUGCAGAAGGCGAGGCAGGCCCCUCAAAUUGGGAGGGAGCCGCAAAAGGGCGGAAAGGUGCGAAAGCGAUGACAAUGCCAACGGAACCUGAGGAUACACUUCGCAGGAGCUCUUCAUUCGAGCUCGUGGCAGGACCCGGAAAGGCGAGAAGAAGGAGCAGACUCAGCAGUGACGAAGAGGGAGGACAGAGACAGGCAGCAUCGAAGGCACAAGCAUCUCAGGGCGAAAAUGUUGAUGCUGAGAAGAUGAGCCAUCAGAGGAUCAAUUCGGCGAUUGGAGGAGCAGGUCAGCAUCAUCAUGUGGCGCCAACCGACGAAGAAGCAAGGAGCGCUUCGGAGGUCGAAGCGUUUGUAUAUCACCCCGAGGGUACAGGUGUUCGGAAAGCGGAUGUUGAGCACAUCGAACAGCACACAGUCUCAAUAGCCGAAUUCCGCAGAGUCGUCGCUUCUAUGCAGCUCCUUCCGCCUGUCAAAAAGGUCAAGAAUGUCGCGAAGGCCAAUGAUCGAGAGCAAGAAGCCGAUCAAGAGAUGAGCGCUUUUCCCGCAGAUGCGGCAAGUGCUGCGCGAGGACGGUGGUCAAGAAGGGCUUCGAGAUAUGCCAUGACCACCAUGGUGUUUCUGUUCCAGGUGCUGGUAAUUGCGCUCUUCUUUGUCUUCGAGGCCCCCUUCCUCUGGUCUGCCUUUAGUCCGGCGGCGGCGGUUGCCCCGAUCUACUUAUUUCUUGGGACUGCCGUGUCCUUUGUCUGCGCCGCAGCCACUGACCCAGGAACAAUUCCACUGGGGCUGCAUCAAUACACGCUCAAAGAUGUCGCGAGACAAACAGCACGGCCAGGAGGAAGCUUGCCAUUGCAACAAGGUCGGGACAAUGAGGUGGUUAUAACCUCAUACCUGUCGCAAGAAGUGCAAGACCUCGACGACGACUCGCCCCGGAAGAAAAUGGCGUUGGCAAAACUCAGGCAGCAGAUCAAGCAAGCAGCCGCUAAGGCCAGCCCGACAAAGGCGAGAACAGUUGUCCCUGUGAGGACCGAAGUUGUCACGAAAGAAGCUCAAGGUGGUCGACGGACUUGGCUCAUCUAUCGACAGGACGAAGUUGACAAUGUGACAACUAUGAGCCACUCAAACGGCUUCAACGCCUUCUUCAAAUCGCCUUGCACCACCAGCAUCAAACGGUGGAGACAAUGGCGUAGGGAGACUGCUCUUCGGGGACUUCAUCGACCAGUCGUCGACAUGGAGCAGCAGCCAGUACCGAGAGAGAUUCAAGUGGGAUCGACAACUCUUCGCUGCCGCUACUGUGACGUUUGCGACAUAUAUCCACCUCCACGAGCCUUUCAUUGCAGCAUCUGCCGACGGUGCUGCUUGCACAACUUCGGACACUGUCGUUGGAUCGGCGCUGAUGUAGGAUCAGGCAAUCUGGCCUUCUUUUUGGGCUUUCUCAUCUUCGCCGCUCUCUCUCUCUCGUACGUGACCGUUUUUGCUGCGCUUCACCUCGCCUACCUAGCACGCUCGUCGGCAGCUUCCAUUCCUGGUCUUCAACUUGUCUCUAUGUCGGAGGAAGGCGUCGGUUCGUUCCGAAAUGCGCUCCGUGCAGCACCCGUCGCUACGAUCCUCUUUCUUUUUUCCGUUCCAAGCUUUCUCAUAGUUACGAGCUACUUCUUCAAGCACCUCACAGCAGCUCGAAGAGGACAAACGACUGUUCAAAGGUAAGCUCCUCUCCACCCUCUGCCUCCCUGCCGUGCCUCGCAAGCGCUCUCCACACUCGGCCUACG
Messenger RNA from Acaromyces ingoldii, 4102 nucleotides. RefSeq lists its product as hypothetical. The transcript is spliced from 3 exons. Gene Ontology annotation, biological process: peptidyl-L-cysteine S-palmitoylation; protein targeting to membrane. Gene Ontology annotation, cellular component: endoplasmic reticulum; Golgi apparatus. The coding region runs from base 405 to 4040 and encodes 1211 amino acids. Gene Ontology annotation, molecular function: protein-cysteine S-palmitoyltransferase activity. The record is from RefSeq and is a predicted model, not a curated record. Lineage: Eukaryota; Fungi; Basidiomycota; Exobasidiomycetes; Exobasidiales; Cryptobasidiaceae.